AUGCCACCAAAACCACCACCGCCCACACAUUUCCUAUGCAUACCACUAUCCGGUCCCCAGCUGAGCCGGAGCUUGUCAUCGUUCAAGGCCGACGUCAGCGGCGUCGGCGCCAGCAGCAAGAGAAGCACCGUCAUCCCUGAGCAGGCGGUGCGUCCACCGGGGACUCUCCACCUGACGCUCGGCGUCAUGAGCCUGCGUGAACCGGGAGCUAUAUCUCGCGCCAUCACCGUCUUACAGAGUAUGCGUCUACGAGAUAUCCUCGACAAGGCUUCGGCACAGCAAGAGGGAGGGGACAAGGAGGGGGAGGAACGGCCACCCUUGUCGCUGACGAUGCGCGGUCUCGAAGCCAUGCGCAGAGCAUCAGCCACAACGGUGCUGUACGUGCCGCCCGUGGAUCGGGGAGGCGUUCUGCGGCGGUUCUGCGAGCUGCUACGCCAGAGCUUCCUGGAUGCCGGGGUCAUGGCAGACGACAGGAGGCCGCUCUUGCUGCAUGCUACGGUGGUGAACACCAUCUAUGUCAAGAAGCAGCAGCAGCAGCAGCAGGAUGACGGGCAGCGGCGGCGACAAUCGAGGCAGCGUCUGGAGCUUGACGCACGCGACCUGAUUGCCCGGUACAAAGACUAUGUGUGGGCCGAGGAGCUGUCUGUGCGAACCGUGGCCAUAUGUCGGAUGGGAGCCAUAAAGGUUGAGGGGAGCGAUGGGGAUCAGGCCUACGAGGUGGAAGGUGAGAUUCAUUUCGACUAA
Messenger RNA from Geosmithia morbida, 744 nucleotides. Its product is annotated as activating signal cointegrator complex subunit 1. Gene Ontology annotation, cellular component: nucleus. Gene Ontology annotation, biological process: DNA alkylation repair; regulation of DNA-templated transcription. The transcript has a single exon. The record is from RefSeq and is a predicted model, not a curated record. The coding region runs from base 1 to 744 and encodes 247 amino acids. Lineage: Eukaryota; Fungi; Ascomycota; Sordariomycetes; Hypocreales; Bionectriaceae.